AUGGCCGAAGCUUCUAGUGAAGAUGUAGACUCUAAUACCAAUGCUCCAGUUUCCGUUCCAAUCAAUUAUCCAGGCCCAAGAUCUGAUGUUCGUUAUCCACUAAAUACACAAUAUUGCGGCGAAUGUACUCUGCCACUCGAAUAUUGCGAAUAUGGACCUGACCCUGAACGAUGUCGUGAAUGGCUUGAACGAACAUUACCAGAUUUAUUAAAUCAAAUGCAAGCUUCAGGUUCUGGAGAUGAUAAGGGCGGUGAAAAGAAAAGACAAACUCGCGGCGGUAAAGGCAUGCCAAAAGGAAAGAAGAAAAGUGAAGCUCAAAAAAUUAUACUUAAUAAACAGCAAAGAAAAGGAAAUAAAUUUGUCACUAUUGUUCAAGGUCUCGCUUCUAAUGAAGUUGAUAUAGAAUUAGCACGGAAGUUUUUUGCACAAAAGUUUUCAUGUGGUUGUUCGAAGUCGGGCGAUGAUGAAUUAACAAUACAAGGUGAUGUUGUUAGUGAACUUAUUGAUUUGCUGCCAGAAAAAUGGAAUCAGAUUAAUCCUGAAUUAAUUGAAGAUAAAUCUUGA
This is a messenger RNA of Rotaria socialis, 564 nucleotides long. The record is from the annotation of a GenBank genome assembly. Lineage: Eukaryota; Metazoa; Rotifera; Eurotatoria; Philodinida; Philodinidae.